Messenger RNA from Oryza sativa Japonica Group (Japanese rice), 2429 nucleotides. The record is from RefSeq and is a predicted model, not a curated record. NCBI's taxonomy places the organism in Eukaryota, Viridiplantae, Streptophyta, Magnoliopsida, Poales, Poaceae.
GUCUGCCAUAAAUAAUUAGACGUAAUCGUGAGCACUCGUAUUAAAUCUAGAAUUUAAACUUGGUGGGAUAGUUCCACCACAAGUAAUCUAGCCAGUUAAGUUAGACUCACUUUGUAUAAGAAACGAGUAGUUCCAGUUGUUAAUUAAGAGUGAAGAAACCAUCUAGGAGUACUAUCUAUCAAAAAAAAUCAGACGCUCACAGUCUAUAUAAUAUAUGUUGGGCCCAAACAAAGCCUUAAUUUGGCCCAACUAACAAAUAGCAGUACACAGUUGGCCCAAGACAAGAGCAGACAGAUGAGAUGAUCCUUCUUCCCCUCGACCAAGAGUAGGUAGGAGUAAAGUUCAAAAAAAAAAAAAGAGUAGGUAGGAGUAGGAGCGAUUCGACGGCAAUCCCGAUUCCGAUUCCGAUUCCGAUUGGAUUGGAAGCACGGCGGCGGCGGCAUGCGCGGCGGCGGCGGGGGAAGGCUCCGGAACCCUUGCCUGACGAUGCACCAGCCGUGGGCGUCGCUGCUCGUCCACGGAAUCAAGCGCGUCGAGGGCCGCUCAUGGCCAUCGCCCCUCACCGCAGGGCGGCUUUGGAUCCACGCGGCUUCCAAGGUCCCCGAGGCGGACACCAUCAAGGCCAUGGAGGAGUUCUACAGGGAGAUUUACGCCCUCGACGGAAUCACCAACAUCACCUUCCCGCACCACUACCCUGUCUCCCGCCUCCUCGGAUGCGUCGAGGUGGUAGGCUGUGUCACCUCUCAAGAGCUUGCUUCCUGGGAACAUGUGCCCCAAUCUGUAUCUACUCAACCCUACUCUAUUACUACUACCUGCACCUUCCCAAUUCCAAUCAUCUUCUUCACUACCUGCAGGUCAGGCUCGAAGCAUUGACCGACUUCUGCUGGCUUUGUGAAAACCCACAGAAACUGGUGGUUCCAUUCGACAUGCGUGGUUACCAGGGUGUUUACAAUUUAGAGAGACGGAUCUAUGAGGGAGCAGUCAGGGGUCUUUCACCUGUUCAAGGUCCACUGCCUGUCAAUUUCCCACUCCCUGACCCCACCAAUCCCCUCUCUCUCAACCCUGGAUCUCUUCAACUUCACUCCUCAAGGUCCGCCGCACUAGACAAAUCUCCCAGUGUCACUGCCGCCAUAGCCGGAGCUCGAGCUGCCGCCACUCAGUAUUCACGCAACAAUACUGCUAUUACUAGUACUCCAACCGAAGAAACUCGACAAAGAUUUUCUAGGGAAAACCAUGCAGAUAACACUUCAGGGCCAUCAAUUGUCCACGACAGAUCACCCGUUUUGCAAAACCAGAAUCUACCAUCUCUUGCCCUGACCAAUCCACCCUAUUUGAAGAACCAGACCAUGCCAUCCUUUGUCCAGAACAAUCUACCCAAUUUGCAAAAUCACAAUCUGUCCUAUUUGCCGCACCAGAAUCUGUCGGCUGAUGUCUCGAACAGGAGGGUAUCGCUUUUGCAAAACCAGAGUCCAUCGUCUCUUCUCCAAAGUGGUCAGUCCUAUUUGCAAAACCAGAAUGCAGAGCCUCGGAGAAGUCCCAGACUACAAAAUGAACCUCCCAGUAGGCUUGUUGCAGUGGCACUGAGGGGAUUGAAGCGAAUGAAUGUUAGUGAGGGAGGAGAGCAAUCAGCUCCGAAAAGAUGGCCUGAGUAAAUAUCUGUGAAAUUACAGGAACUUCCUGCCCUUUUCGGAGGUUCCCCUUAUAAAAGAAGAAAGAUGAGAGUAGCAUGUGCUAUCACAAGACGAAAGCAAUGUGAUUGUGAUUUUUUGUGAAGGAAGCAAGCAUGCAAAGGGGAAGUUUCAUGUUGGCAGCCAGCAAGCAUGCAUCUCUCUGUGACCCUGGCACGAAAUUGCUUUGCUGUGGCGGGCGACAAUGAGGUCCCUUCCAGGAAGCGAUUGUCAUACUAGUACUACUGCCGCUGCUGUAGUAAAGCAUACUAGUGGCAAAGCCAAGCCCAAGGGAUUCACUUUUUGUUACUGUAAUGCACGUAAUUAUAGUACUAAAUCAGAAGAUUCUCCGGGGGAGGGGGAGGGGAUCAGGGGAGAAGAGCCCAAAGAAAUGGCAGCAAAACCCUCUUCUUUUUUUUUUCCGGAGGAGAUACAUUGAUACUACUCCACUUCGAUAGUAGUAGUCGUCGUCGUCUAGUAGAUGCAUAGAACUACUACUAGUAUAGGAGUGUAGUGGCAGUGCUGGUGCAGUGUGAGGGAAGUCGUAAUAGGACGGCUCCAAGAAAGCAGCAUGUGUGGAUGUGGAUUCCACGAUUGCAGCAUUGCUCGCGGAUGGAAUGUACUAUGUUGGGAUUGUCAAUGGAUGAGUACCACUUAGUAACGCUCAUGCUACACACUGCACCGCACACAUAUCGCUGCACACAAGUAUAUAGUACAGUAUAUAUUUGUUGGCAAGGAAUGGAUGGAACCGACUAAGCCUCA